AUGCCGAAUUCUUGUGACCUUGCAGCAAUAAUAUUUGGUCAUUUGGUAGAUAAGGUAUGUUCUUUUUCUCUCUCUCUCUAUCUUUUCGGGGGAUUUCUCUCUCACUCUGCUCCCUCUGAUCUUUCUCAUCAUGAUUUCGGGCCAUCUCUCUCGACACCUUCGGGGGAUUUCUCUCUUUUUAUCUCUCUCUCUCUCUCUUCAUCCUACAGGGUGAAUUUUUUUUCGCUCUGUCUGUAUCUCUAUCACUUCGUCCUUUCGGAUGAUUUCUCUCUCUCUCUCGAGGUGAUUUCACUCUCUCUCUCUCCAUACUUUAGGGGUGAUUUUUUCUCUCUCUCACUCUCUCUCAUAUACUCUCUCUCCCUUAGGGGUUAUUUUCUCUCUCUCCCCUUAGGGUUAUUUCUUUUCUCUCUCCCCUUAGGGUUAUUUUCUCUCUCCCUCCCAGGGUUAUUUUUCUUCUCUCUCUCUCUCUCUCUCCCCCUUAGGGUUAUUUUUCUCUCUCUCUCUCUCCCCCCCUUAGGGUUAUUUUUCUCUCUCUCUCUCUCCCCCUUAGGGUUAUUUUUCUCUCUCUCUCUCUUUUUCUCUCUCUCUCUCUCCCCUUGGGGUUAUUUCUCUCUCUCUCUCUCUCUCUCUCCCCUUAAGGCUUUUCUCUCUCUCUCUCUCUCUCUCUCCCCCUUAGGGGUUAUUUUUUUCUCUCUCUCUCUCUCUCUCUCCCCCUUAGGAUUUUCUCUCUCUCUCCCCUUAGGAGUUAUUUUCUCUCUCUCUCUCUCUCCCCCUUGGGUUAUUUUUCUCUCUCUCUCUCCCCCCUCUAGGGUUAUUUUCUCUCUCUCUCUCUCUCCCCCUCCCCCCUUAGGGUUAUUUUUCUCUCUCUCUCUCCCCUCCCCCUUAGGGUUAUUUUCUCUCUCUCUCUCUCUCUCCCUUUUUCUUAUUUUUUCUCUCUCUCUCUCCCCCCUUAGGUUAUUUUCUCUCUCUCUCCCCCCUUAUUUUUUUUUCUCUCUCUCCCCUAGGGUUAGGGUUUUUUUCUCUCUCUCCCUAGGGUCUCUCUCUCUCUCUCCCCCUUAG
Molecule: messenger RNA, 1059 nt
Organism: Acanthosepion pharaonis
Lineage: Eukaryota; Metazoa; Mollusca; Cephalopoda; Sepiida; Sepiidae
Source: the annotation of a GenBank genome assembly